This is a messenger RNA of Vespa mandarinia (Asian giant hornet), 3029 nucleotides long. It is a transcript of the gene P5CS, whose product is annotated as Delta[1]-pyrroline-5-carboxylate synthase. Gene Ontology annotation, cellular component: mitochondrion; cytoplasm. NCBI's taxonomy places the organism in Eukaryota, Metazoa, Arthropoda, Insecta, Hymenoptera, Vespidae. Gene Ontology annotation, molecular function: ATP binding; glutamate 5-kinase activity; glutamate-5-semialdehyde dehydrogenase (NADP+) activity. The record is from RefSeq and is a predicted model, not a curated record.
UUUUUCUCUGUCUCUCUCUCUCUCUCUCUCUCUCUCUCUCUCUCUCUCUCUCUCUCUCUCUCUCUCUCUCUCUCUCUGUCUUUCGUUCAUUUAUUCAUCGACAUCUUGUUUCUCCAAUUUCACGUUUGCAAUCGAAACUCAUGACUCUCUAGUGUCAUCGGAGAAUCUUGGUGAUCGAUCAAAUUGUCGAGAGAAGGAGAGGAAAAAGAAAUCGUCGGCAUGUAUUUAUCGAUGUUGCUGGCGAGAUCCAGCAGGCUCGGACAAUGCGGAAGGAGAUUUGCCUCGUCGUCGACGGGACUGAGAUUACCGGAUCAAACCGGCAACCGAGUGGAGCUGCGAAGGGAGCUGCAAACUUCCGAAAGACCACGACGUGCGGCGACUUUCAACGAUCGCAGCCAGCUGAAGUAUGCUCGUAGAUUGGUCGUCAAACUCGGAAGCGCGGUGAUCACGAGAGAGGACGAGCACGGUCUGGCCCUUGGUCGUUUAGCCUCCAUCGUCGAGCAAGUGGCCGAGUGCCAGAACGAAGGUCGAGAAUGCAUCAUGGUGACUAGCGGAGCCGUUGCCUUCGGCAAGCAAAAACUCACGCAAGAGCUGCUCAUGUCUUUGUCGAUGCGAGAGACACUUAGCCCGGCAGACCAUACGCGUGAACAUGCCGGAACACUUUUGGAACCUAGAGCGGCAGCGGCCGUGGGCCAGUCCGGGCUUAUGUCUCUCUACGAUGCCAUGUUCGCUCAAUACGGCGUGAAGCUGGCACAGGUGUUGGUAACGAAGCCUGACUUUUACAACGAGGAGACCAGAAAAAACCUGUUUAGCACGUUGAGCGAAUUGAUCAGUCUGAACAUAGUGCCAAUCAUCAAUACCAACGAUGCGGUCUCGCCACCGCCUCACGUUGACGAGGAAGUAGCUGGCGGAGGUGGAAGAAGAGGAAUAUCCAUAAAGGACAACGACUCUUUGGCUGCGAUGUUGGCGGCAGAGGUUCAGGCCGAUCUACUCAUUUUGAUGAGCGACGUCGAUGGUAUAUACAAUCUUCCCCCGUGGCAGGAUGGCGCCAAGAUGUUGCAUACCUUUAGUUCGGACUUGAGGGGUACGAUAAAGUUUGGACAAAAGUCUAAAGUCGGUACAGGUGGUAUGGAUUCGAAAGUAAACGCUGCUCUAUGGGCUCUGGACCGUGGGGUCUCGGUCGUUAUUUGCAAUGGCACUCAAGAGAAGGCAAUCAAGAGCAUCAUGUCGGGUAGGAAGAUCGGCACGUUCUUCACGGAGACCACCGGCUCCUCGAUGCCCGUCGAGGUUGUCGCCGAGAAUGCACGCGUUGCCAGUAGAACGUUGCAAGCACUCCGACCGGACGAACGAGCUAGCUGCAUCAACGUUCUGGCUGAUUUAUUGGAGACCCGACAAAAAGAGAUCCUAGAGGCAAACGGUAAGGAUCUUGAGGCUGCGAGCAAGACCGGUCUUGCGAAACCUUUGCUCUCGCGAUUAUCCCUUUCCUCCGCUAAAUUGAAAUCUUUGAGCGCGGGUCUACGGCAAAUAGCGGAAGACUCUUUGGAGAACGUUGGUCGUAUCUUGAGAAGGACCAAAUUGGCCGAAGGAUUGGAACUUAAACAGAUAACCGUGCCGAUCGGCGUCCUUCUCGUUAUAUUCGAAUCGAGACCCGACAGCUUGCCGCAGGUAGCAGCACUUGCUAUAUCCAGUGCCAACGGACUCCUCCUGAAGGGCGGAAAAGAAGCUACCAACAGUAACAAGUAUCUGAUGGAAUUGGUGAAGGAAGCGCUCGGUACGGUGGGUGCCUCCAACGCGAUAUCUCUCGUAUCGACGAGAGAGGACGUAAGCGACCUAUUGUCGAUGGAAAAGCACAUCGACCUUAUUAUUCCACGCGGUAGUUCUGAUCUCGUACGUACCAUCCAAGAACAGUCGAAGCAUAUACCGGUACUCGGUCAUGCCGAGGGUAUCUGUCACGUUUACGUCGAUAAACAGGCCGAUCUGGAUAAGGCCCUCAAAAUUGUGAGAGACUCGAAGUGCGAUUAUCCGGCAGCUUGCAACGCCAUGGAAACGUUGCUAAUCCACGAGAGCCACAUGAACGGGUCCUUCUUUACGGACGUUUGUAACAUGCUGCAAAAGGAGGGCGUGAAGAUCUACUCGGGGCCAAAACUGAGGGAGUUAUUGACGUUCGGACCGCCUGCCGCGAAGAGUAUGAGAACCGAGUACGGUUCCCUCGAGUGUACGAUCGAGGUCGUCUCCGAUAUCGAAGAUGCUAUAACUCAUAUCUACAAGUACGGGAGCGCGCAUACGGACGUCAUCGUUACGGAGAAUAACGAGAGGGCGGUUCACUUUCAAAGAGAGGUCGACAGCGCUUGCGUAUUUCAUAACGCGAGCACCAGAUUCUCCGAUGGUUAUAGAUUUGGCCUUGGUGCUGAGGUUGGCAUUUCAACGGCUCGAAUUCACGCGCGUGGCCCGGUAGGAGUAGACGGUCUCUUGACAACGAAAUGGAUUUUGCACGGAGACGGACACGCUGCUGCGGACUUUGCCGAAGGCGGCGACAAGACUUGGUUGCAUCAAUCGUUGCCUUUGAACGAGUAUAAAUAAAUCGAGUACGACGGAGUACGACGAAGUACGAAGCUCGAGCGUAAACAUUGUCAAUUAUUUUAAAACGAUACGCGAUCGAUAAAAACAAUCAUUAUUUACUAUCGUCCGUUGUAAAACACCGCCAUCUAAGACACCGUUCGAUUUUCGUACUUUACGUUUCUAGGUCUGCGAGGCGAAAGAAAAAUCCGUGGGAAGAAUUUCUAUUAGAGGAAGGCUACGAUAAGGAUUUUUCCGGAACGACCGGUAACGACGAGUGCUUAAACUAUAAUCUCUUUCUUUCUCUCCCCCGCUCCCUCCUCCCCACCCUCCCCCCCUCUCUCUCCUCUGUAUAUAAUGUAAAUAAAAUUAUGGCUAAUUAAGCUAAUUAUUACAAAUGAAAUGAGACGCGAGCAAUUGCACAAAGAGUCAACCGUGGCCAAGUUAGUCAACUAAACUUGACGUUAAUUCGA